AUGAUGCCCACCAUUGACUUUAGUAAUAUAAUAAAGCACCCGCUCAUCAAGGCAUCAGAGUUCUCCGAAGUCCACGGUGGAACACUUAUUCGGCCUGCUCCAGCUUCGUCCGCGUCCAUACAUUCCACCUCGUCCUCCUCCUCAACACAUUCGUCCUCGUCUGCCUCCCCGACUUUUUCUUCCAGCUCCAGACUAGAGCCCGAAUAUAGUCCCGUCGUCCUCAAAUGGUCCCGCAAUCCUACAGACUUUCGCGACCUCCUCCACGCCUUCGGCAAACUGCGCGACCUGCCUCAGGCACCGAAUAUCGUCACCUUUUACGGAGCAACACGCGAACACCCCUCGGCAGCUGCCUCACUAGCAUCGACUCUUGCAAACAACUCGCCAACACAAAACGGUGUACCCAGGACACGAUCUCUCAGCAGUGUGGCCGCAUCCCUCUCUAAUCUCGCCCUCGCUGCUACCAUCGGUACCAGCGCCAAUACCAGUACAAGCAACAACAACAACAACAACAGUACAGCCUCCCCUUCAACGCAGUAUGAGAAUAUGCCGCGGGACUGGAUUGUGACUAAACCUUCGGCACACGGUACGCUGCACGAGUUCCUGAAAUCACCGCAGGGAGAGGCACUGGAUUGGAUGGGCAAGAUUCGGCUGAUUCGAGGGGUUGCAAACGGACUAUUGUACUUGCAUGAACAUGGGCUACUGCACAUGAACUUGCACAGUGACAACGUCCUGGUCGAGAACGGACCUACCGCCGUCCUCACCGACUUUGGACAGACUUCCAGAUCUGGGCGCGGACCUGAACCUGGCUGGGAUCAUGACACUAACCAGCAGACCAGUCCCAAGGCAGGAGCACGAUGGGUGCACGGGAGGGGCGUCUUUGAGAAGGGACUCAUCUACACUGCGCCCGAGCGUCUUGCCAACCCUGAACUCAACCCUUGUACGACAGCCUCCGAUAUCUAUUCUCUUGGCGUCAUUAUGCUGGAAAUCAUGACAGGACAUCGCUCCCAUGCCAGUCAUUUCCUGAAUUCCUCUGCCGACCACACUCUCCGUCUCGACGCACGAUCACCACCGGCAACAAUGCCCACCAUGUCGACACCUCAGGGAACCAUGACCUUGCCGUCUGCUAUGGAGUCUUUGAUCCGCAGGAUAUGUUCACGCGACCCUACACAACGACCAGGACUGAUGGUCAUUCGAUCACAGCUCAAGGAGAUGGCCAACACUUCGUUUGACCUUCAUGUCCGCGAGCCCAUCAACAAGGGCACUACUGGAAUCCAAUUGAACGCCAAAAAGCCCAUCUCGCUCAUCUCUGUCGUAACUACACCGUCUGUCAUUGCGGAGUCGAGUCCAAUGACUCCAGAACCCAGCUCGUAUUCGGCACGGCCUACCAUUGACUCUAUGGCAUCAAAAUCACCCAACAUGAUCAAGAAGCGGACGUCGAUUCUUCGCAAGGCGCUAGACAUGUCGCUCAAUUCACCCCCUGCUUCGCCCAAGCGCAAACUGAUUCCUAUCUGGGAGGCCGCCGUCAAGGGUGAUGUCAAGACCAUAAACUCGCUGCUCUCUCAGGGUGUAUCUGUCAAUCAGAGGGAUCCUGUCACCGACCACACUCCUCUUAUUGCCGCCGUCGCUGACCUCGAGAACCCCAACCAAGUGCCCAAUACGAACAUUUUGGAACUUUUGAUCAAUCGUGGAGCAGAGAUCAAUGCAUUCGACCAAAAGACCAAGCAGACCAUUCUUCACCACCUCUGUUUGCGGCCCAACCCUCCACCCGCUGUGCUCAAGUUUCUUUUAGAUCGUGGCGCCAACCCCAACGCUGUCAGCUCAGCACGACAGACGCCACUACACUACCUUGCUGAGAGAGCAAAAUCGUCGCCAUUGGAGCCGAUGCGCUUGUUGCUGGAUGCUGGAGCAGAGGUGGAUGCCAAGGGCCCAGUCAUGUGGACGGCGCUGCACUUACUCUCUUCGAGUGAGAAGCCCUACUUGGAUGCCAUGAUGCUGUUGUUGACCAGAGACAUCGAUGUGAACGCCAAGGACAGCAACAGGUGGACGGCGCUCCAUUUUGUGGCGCAUUAUAAUCAGGAUCCGGCGCCGGCGCUCAAGAUUCUGGUGGAUGCAGGUGCGGAUGUCAAUGCUCUGACAAAGCGACAUGAGGGUGUGAUUCAGGUGCUGUUGAAGAGCAAGAGUAUUGAUCGGUUGGCGGCCUUGGACUUGUCACAGGUCGCCGCUGCUAGCCCGACCCCAUCGCCUGUCACUGCCACGUCUGGAUUGGGGAUUUCGGGAACAUUUGGAGGCCAUGCACGGAAGAGGUCGACUGCUUCUAUUCUUUCCAACAAUGGAUCUCUGGGCGUUUCGUCACUCCCUAGGAUCAGCUCUGUUGCAGAGGUGGCGGUCUUGGAACAGGCAGAGCUGGCGAACGGUGAGAACGUAUUGUUGUCACCCGAGGAUGAGGCCAAGGAGGAGACGCUCAAGAAGCUUGCAGAUCUGAUCCGGUGGUUGAUGGUCGAUAGCGGGGUUCAGUUGGAGCCCAGUCUGGACUUUGAGGACCCUUACCCUCCCUCGCACCCCAAGAACCAGCAUGUCCUCUUUAGGGCGAUUCGGUUGGGAAUGAGGCCGAUUGUUUCGGCGUUGCUAGAAACUAGUUUGGCGAUGAGCGAGAUCCAUGUUUUGGAUGAGGCGUUGCAGAUGACGGAUGAUAUGUUGGCGGCGCUGAACAUGAAUGUUCAGCCUCAGCAGCAGCAUGGCAGUGAGAAUGGAUCAACGCGGAUGUCUCUUGAAUCGACAGCGUCGUCGACAUUCCGUCACCGCAGGACCAGUAGUGUCAGCAGCAACGGCAGUUCUUUACUCUCGACUAACCUGUCGAUGGCAGGAGGUGGCGGUAGCGGUGCGACAGCAAGCAACACUAUCGUUACGCCUAAAUCGAUUGCCCAGGCAGCCACGUCGAUUCGCAGGACUCAAGAGAUUGAGGACUUGUUGAAGGUAUGGCGGUUUGGAGAACAGAGGCAGCAGCUUUUGGAUUCUGUCAAGGCCCGCUUGGCUCGGUCUAACAGGAGACGGGCUAGUAAGAGUGGGCGUGGUCAUGCGCAUGGUCAUGGUCAUCAGAACGGUGGUGGAAGCAUCGGUGGUGGUGGGAGUAGUGUGGCGGAUGAUGAUGCUAGUGUUGGGUGUAGCAGUCCUGUUUCUUCGAUCCAUUCAGAGCGUGAGCGGGAAACCUUUAGCAGGAGUACCACCUUGUAG
Linnemannia hyalina is the source of this 3231-nucleotide messenger RNA. The record is from the annotation of a GenBank genome assembly. NCBI's taxonomy places the organism in Eukaryota, Fungi, Mortierellomycota, Mortierellomycetes, Mortierellales, Mortierellaceae.